This is a messenger RNA of Penicillium pulvis, 1533 nucleotides long. RefSeq lists its product as uncharacterized. Gene Ontology annotation, biological process: regulation of DNA-templated transcription. Lineage: Eukaryota; Fungi; Ascomycota; Eurotiomycetes; Eurotiales; Aspergillaceae. The transcript has a single exon. Bases 1 to 1533 code for a protein of 510 amino acids. Gene Ontology annotation, molecular function: DNA-binding transcription factor activity, RNA polymerase II-specific; zinc ion binding. The record is from RefSeq and is a predicted model, not a curated record.
AUGCUUCGAUAUGUCAACCUACAGUGUAUCUCGCGCAAGGACAUCGAGAAGUUGCGGAAAUUGCCGAAUCGUCAAACGAAAAGUGGGUCCCCCCCAGUCUACCUUAGCGGUCAUAGCAUUAACACGACACAGUGCGACAAGCAAGUUCCCCAGUGUGGUCAAUGCAUUCGCACGGGCGAAACUUGUCCUGGAUACCGUGAUGAAUGGGAGCUAGUUUUCCGUGACCAGACAAGCCACACAAUCAAACGGUCUAGGAAAAGAACACAGAAGGAUAGAGCCGCUCCCGAGAUUAUUACGUUGACCACACCGACCCGUGGCCCGGAUCUGAAUCUCGACGAGCUAGGCGUAAACUAUUUUCUCCAAGACUUUGUUGCGGGUGGCCGCUACCCCUCACGUGGAUAUCUGACCUAUAUCCCAACUGCCUACUCUGCCGAUGCUGAGAACCCAACUCUCCUCGCCAGUAUGGCGGCUGUGGGCCUCGUGGCGCUAGCAGCUCGUCGACCUGAGCUUGUUCGUCACGCGCGUGCCAAAUACUCCGAGGCGAUCAAGUAUGUGAAUAAUGCAUUGGCAUCCCCUGUGGAGUCACUCAAAGAUAGUACCUUGAUGUCGGUAAUUUCGCUUGGAGUUUUCGAGCAUGUCUCAAACUUUGAGUCGUGGGUUCGACAUGUCAAAGGGGCUGCAACACUGGUGAUUGCCCGAGGUAAAUCUCAAUUUGCCAGUAGGCCUGCCAUCUUGAUGUUCAAUCAGGUACGCGCAGAUAUGACGACUGCCUGUAUACAAAGCGUUCAGCCGUUUCCAGAUGACAUGCAUGAGCUACAGGAAGAGGCGACCAAGUAUACUGACCCUUCUGAUGCAUUCUGGUUACUCGGAGUACUUGCUAGCCGAUGUGCGACUCUCUUUGCACAGGUCGCAGGGAAAAACAAAGGCGUCCAUUACUCUAAAUCUUGGUUUGACUUCCUAAAGGAAUCUAUUGCCAUUCAAGAUGACUUCGAACAUGUUCUUGAUAUCCUUGCUAGGCAGGAAUCGUACACAACCAUCCAGGAAGCGUGUGGGAGCGCAGGGUUCAUUUCUUAUAAUGGUCGAUAUAAUCUAUACAAGACAUCUUGGGCAAUAAGGCUUUGGAACAACUCGCGAAUGGUUGAAAUCAUCGUUUGCGAGAUUACAUGCUGGCUUAUGCCCAAGGUUCUUGCCGAUGAUCCGCUUUCUCCCGAUGUGCGUCAGAUGAAUCUUACAUCAAAGCUGCAGUACGCAACGGAUAUCAUGUCAAGAAGAGGAGAGGAGAUAUUGGCCAGUGUUCCACAGGGCUUAGGGCUUGUAAUGGUACCCGAUGCCGAUAAACCCCAACAGCCAAACGUCUCGGGCGGGUAUAUGCUAAUUUGGAACCUGUAUACGGUCGGAAAGUCUCCUACGAUUAGCCAUCAAACUCGCAAAUGGAUCGUCAAACAACUAAAGGGUAUCAGUGAGAGUGCAGGUAUCACAAUGGCGUUUCAGCUUGCCGAGGACCUAGUUAAAAUAGAAGAAAGUAUUAAUUGA